Molecule: messenger RNA, 1539 nt
Organism: Cicer arietinum (chickpea)
Lineage: Eukaryota; Viridiplantae; Streptophyta; Magnoliopsida; Fabales; Fabaceae
Source: RefSeq, a predicted model, not a curated record
UAAUUAAUAUUUUAAAUGGCUAUAGCAAGUGUCGUAGUUCUUGUUGCAUUUCUUCUUCUCCAACAACCUUCUUCAACUUCAAGUGGCUUCCUCUCUCCUUCCUUUUCCCCUAUAUUUGAUAACGCGUGCAACGGGGUGAAUUGUGGAAAAGGAACAUGCAAACUUUUUGAGAAUAGUACUUUUCAUUUCGAAUGUGAGUGUGAUCAAGGUUGGAAGCAAACACUUAGUUCCAAUCAUGUUGGGGCCUUAGAGUUUCUUCCUUGCAUCAUUCCAAAUUAUGAUGUGUGCAACGGGGUGGAUUGUGGAAAAGGAACGUGUAAACCUUCUGAGAACAGUACUUUUCCUUUUGAAUGUGAGUGUGAUCAAGGUUGGAAGCAAACUCUUGAUUCCAAUAAUGAUGGGGACAUGAAGUUUCUUCCCUGCAUCAUUCCUAAUUAUAAUGCGUGCAACGGGGUGAAUUGUGGAAAAGGAACAUGCAAACUUUCUGAGAAUAGUACUUUUCAUUUUGAAUGUGAGUGUGAUCAAGGUUGGAAGCAAACACUUAAUUCCAAUGAUGAUGGUGCCUUGAAGUUUCUUCCUUGCAUCAUUCCUAAUUAUGAUGUGUGCAACGGGGUGGAUUGUGGAAAAGGAACAUGCAAACCUUCCAACAGUACUUUUCCUUUUGAAUGUGAGUGUGAUCAAGGUUGGAAGCAAACUCUUGAUUCUAAUCAUGAUGGGGACUUGAAGUUUCUUCCUUGCAUCAUUCCUAAUUAUGAUGUGUGCAAGGAAGUGGAGUGUGGAAAAGGAACAUGCAAAGCUUCUACAAAUAGUACUUUUUCUUUUGAAUGUGAGUGUGAUCAAGGUUGGAAGCAAGCUCUUGAUUCCAAUGAUAAUGGGGGUUUGAAGUUUCUUCCUUGCAUCGUUCCUAAUUGUACUAUGGACUACUCUUGCUCAAAAGCUCCUUCCCCUGCUCCAGAAAAAGCAAGAAAUGCUAGUGACUCAAUAUUUGAUGCUUGCCAUUGGGUUGAUUGUGGAGGUGGCACAUGCAAGAAGACAUCAGCAUUCAACUAUACUUGUCAAUGUGAUUCAGGCUAUUACAAUCUCCUCAAUGUCACUUCCUUUGCUUGCUUCAGGCAAUGUUCUCUUGGCAUAGGAUGCUCUGACCUUGGAAUAUCAAUGACAAACUCAUCAUCACCUCCUGCACCACCACCUGCAUUGAAUGAGGAUAGUAAGAAUGAGGCUAGUUCAAUUCUACAAGGAAGAUCCCUUUGGUUGGUCUUGCUGAUUAUGGUCAUGACAAAGAUACAGAGUCAUUGGUAUUAGAAGUUUUUCACUUUAUGCCAUUGGUUAGAGAUAUAGGGUCUAAUCACACGACAUUUUUAGUCAUUAUAUCUUCUAGUAUUUAAAAGAGAUAUAUGGAUAUGAUAUGUAUUAAGCCUUGCUUUUUCUCAUUCACUUUGUACAAUUAUUCUAGAGAAUAUUGGUGAUUAAGGGUGUUAUAAAUUUUUGUGCUCCCAAGUGUUGUGACUAUUUUAAUCGAGAAGGUUUUAUUUAUCUCAA